AUGGGGGUGAGAUAUUAUUGACUCGAGUUGAAGAUAUAUAGACAGAAGCUUUGUGGUUGUGCCUGUAACACAGCUGGUAGGAGGUCAGUAGGAGGAAAGUGAUGGAUAGCAGGUCGUGACAAAAAAUUCGAGCAGAUGUGAAACACUGCCUGCUUUAGAUCAGCUCUAAAGACCGAGAGGAUCAACCUUUUUCCCGGUGGUUCUGCUUUUCUGCUCCUGGAUACACAAUACUAACUCCCCAGAAACAUUACCCUGAUGGCCCGAUCUUCUAGCCGAGUGUGAUAGUGACACACAAACCAAACACUUCCUGGAGGUCUUUCCUACACGCACUUCUAUACAUAGAGACUGCCAUAGAGGUGCGAGCAUGUCUGAACUUGGAACCUGCAGUGGUGCAGCUAGUUUAGAAGAAACAGGACAGAAGGCAGACGCUGAUGAACCAGUUUAUGCUGAGCUUCCUCCAGCCUGCACUGAAGAGACGAGUCAGUCUGCUUUCAAACAGCUGCCUCUCAGUGAAGGAAUGGAGAUAGAGUUUGGUCCGCCCAAUACAUGCAUUGAGACACUAACAGGAGUUAGUGAUGGUCGGGAUGCUGAUGAAAUCCAAGAUAAAGUGUUCCUUCAAUCAGAAGAUGCUGAAGCGAGACCUGGAGAACUGAUGGAACGAAAUGAAGAGUGGCAAGAAAAUGAAGAGACAAUCACAGUGACUGAGAGUAGAGCAGAUGAUGGUGGAGAUGAGCAGGAAAACACUGAGCCCACUGAGUAUCAACAUCAGUACCUGGGCCUGGAUUUCAGUCAGAACCUCCAGAUGCUGACAGGCUCUUGGGCAGAAUACACACAGACUCCAGAGAACUACCUCAAAGGCUGCAAAUGGGCUCCAGAUGGUUCCUGUAUCCUUUCGAACAGUGCAGAUAAUGUGCUGCGUGUGUAUAAUCUCCCGCCUGAGCUCUACAGCAGCAGCUGGGAUCUGCUCUCUGAGAUGAGUCCUGUGCUGAGAAUGAGUGAAGGAGACACCAUUUAUGACUACUGCUGGUUUUCAAAGAUGAGCUCUUUGGAUCCAGACACCUGCUUCAUCGCAAGCAGUAGCCGUGACAACCCAGUCCACAUAUGGGAUGCUUUCUAUGGUAACCUCCGUGCAACGUUUCGACCCUACAACCACCUGGAUGAACUCACUGCGGCCCAUUCGCUGUGUUUCUCUCCGGAUGGCUCACAGCUCUACUGCGGAUUUGAUAAGACAGUCAGGGUGUUCUACACAGACCGCCCUGGCCGGAAUUGUGAGCAGAGGCCUACUGUUGUGAAGAAACAGGGACAGAAUGGUAUAAUCUCCUGCAUAGCAUUUAAUCCGUCUCAGCCAGUGUACGCUUGUGGUUCAUAUUCACGGACAGUGGGCCUGUACUCAUGUGAGGACGGAUCAAUGUUGUCUCUUUUGCCCCAACGUCACCAUGGUGGAGUCACACACCUACUCUUCUCACCGGAUGGCAACCACCUGUACACGGGUGCCCGCAAGGAUCAAGAGAUCCUGUGUUGGGAUCUCAGAGAUCCUGGUCAGGUUCUGUUCUCAGUAACCAGAAAUGUCAACACUAACCAGCGCAUUUACUUCGACCUAGAUCCGUCUGGCCGGUACCUUGUGAGUGGAGACACAGGGGGAGCGAUGUCAGUAUGGGACACGCUCACAGCAAAUCCUGAUGGUAAUGAAGAAGUGCUCCCGCCUGCGCUCCAGUUUCAGGCUCACGCAGACUGCACUAAUGGCAUCAGUCUCCAUCCUUUUAUGCCAUUAGUGGCGUCCUGCAGCGGUCAGCGUCAGUUUCCAUGGCCUGGAGACAGCGAUGACUCAGACGUUGAGGAGAGCAGGAUGAUGACAUCCAGCGACAUCAGAGAGGACAAUGGGCUCGUUCUGUGGUGGGCAGGACCACCGGGUUCAACCAAUGAACAGGUGGAGGAAGAAGAGAGAAUGCCUUAAGAACUCAUCAUCUGUAACUCAGAUUUUUUGCAAACCGGACCGAGUUUUUCAAACCAACUGAUCGCAGUAAUGACUGUGAAAGGAAUUAUGUUGCCCUGUGAGCUCUUUCAGAGACAACUUGCAAACAAUGAGCUAAAGACUUUAUUGAUCAGUGAAGAACUUGUAAUGUGUUUCGAGUGAGGUCUUUCACAGAUUUUAAAAGCUCAUUUAGUAAUAAAAGUGAAGGCCUGUCCCAGAAAGUGAUUUUUUUUUUUUAAUCCAUUAGUGAAUUAGUUCAGUUAAUAUGGCCAAGGUCUUUUUUUUUAAUUGGGUUUUUUUUAUUUUGUAAGGAAGUUGGAUUCUCUUUAGUGUUACACUGAUCUCUCAGUAACCGUUUUACUUCCUGUUUUUUAACUUGCACUAUUUGCUGGUUUGUUUACAGCAACUAUGAUAAAAGCUUUUCUCUUCUUAUGAGAAAUUGAAAAAGCCAUUUUCUUGAACACAAAGUUUUAUAAACGGUCAUGUCGGAGAUAAGAAUGGAAGCAAACACUGAA
Molecule: messenger RNA, 2487 nt
Organism: Silurus meridionalis
Lineage: Eukaryota; Metazoa; Chordata; Actinopteri; Siluriformes; Siluridae
Gene: wrap53
Product: WD repeat containing, antisense to TP53
Exons: 12
Coding region: 365-1954 (529 amino acids)
Biological process (GO): Cajal body organization
Cellular component (GO): Cajal body
Molecular function (GO): protein binding; RNA binding
Source: RefSeq, a predicted model, not a curated record